This is a messenger RNA of Morchella sextelata, 8046 nucleotides long. RefSeq lists its product as uncharacterized. Bases 1 to 8046 code for a protein of 2681 amino acids. The record is from RefSeq and is a predicted model, not a curated record. Gene Ontology annotation, cellular component: cytosol. Gene Ontology annotation, biological process: regulation of translation; cellular response to amino acid starvation. NCBI's taxonomy places the organism in Eukaryota, Fungi, Ascomycota, Pezizomycetes, Pezizales, Morchellaceae. The transcript is spliced from 9 exons. Gene Ontology annotation, molecular function: protein kinase regulator activity.
AUGGCCGACGAUAGCGGACCCCCCGCCACAAACAUGGAGGACCCGCUCGUGCUGGCACUCACCAGCAGCUCCACGACUAGGCGCUGUGCUGAGCUGGGCAGCCUUAACGACCGAAUACUGAAGAAUGACCUCCCCAGCGACCGCCUCCCCCUCGUCUUCCGCCUCCUCUUCCAAUCCCACCCCUACUACCUCGACCGCGCCUCCCGGGCCGCCGUCCGCCGCUGCCUCCAGAGCCUCCAGGACUCCCCCACGCUCUCCGCACCAUCCACAAAGGCGCUCAUCACGGCCAUCAGGAACGAGUCCAACAAGCCCGGCAUCGCCGCAUCAAACGCCUUUGUCCUCCUCGAGUGGGCGGCCGACGUCCUGUCUGCGGUAGCAAAGAGCCCGGAGGCGUUCAACACAUACGGGGACAGCGUCAUCGAGGCCCAGGUCUCGCUGCUCGACAUCUGCCUGGGGAACAGCCAUGCAAAGGCCUCGAUCAAGAGGGGAGCACUGGCCGCUACCCGCCGCGGCCUGCGGGCCGCGUUCUCGACCAAGAACGACGGCUAUGCGAGCAUCAUCACGAGCGUGGCGGGCAAGCUGACGGCCAAGGGCCCGUCGCCAACACAGAAGAACGCGCUGCUCCUCGGCGCGGUGGCCGGCGUGUGCGCGCGCUCCGAGAAGGCCAAAGAGGCGCUGCAGGGGCUGAAGAAGGAUGUGUAUGCGUUCUUUGUCCGCGAGGUCAUCAGCUCGCGGACGCACGUGCCCGCGCAUGUCUGUGACGGGCUGCACGACUUUUUCGCAGAGUUCACGACGGCGGCGGACUUUUCGGGCGAGCUGGUGCCGGCGCUGGAGCGGGCGCUGCUGCGGGCGCCGGAGGUUGUGCUGGACGGCGUGCUGGUGGGCGUGCUGCGGGGGCUGCCGGCGGAGAUUGACCUUGCGGUGCCGAUUGCGGGCGGGCUGUUGAAGCAGUUUCUGGCGUGCGUCAAGAGCAGCAAUGCGAACAUUAGGACCGGUGCGAUGGCGGCGUUUAGGGCGGGGAUGAUGGAGCGCACGGCGAGGCCGGACGAGGGGGCGGUGGUGCGGAUUGCGGACGAGCUUGUGGCGCCGCUGCGGGCGGGCAAGGUGACGGUGGCGGACCAGAGGGUCAUGUAUGCGGCGAUGAUCGAGGCGCUGCCGUGGUCGCAGGGGCUGGCGAGGAAGGUGUCGGCGGGGCUGGCGGACACGGCGGUGAAGGAGACGAACGAGGCGGUGGCGUCGACGCUGACGGCCGCGGUCUUCAGCCAUCUGGCGAAGGAGCUGGAGGCCGGGAUCGUGCCAGCGACGGGCGUGGGCGAGGCCGUGGCGAAGGGGCUGGCCGACAAGCGCCCGGCGUUCCGGCGCAUCUGGGCGGCGCGCCUGGGCGAUCUUGUGUGGGCGCUGGGGGAGAACGACGGCGAGGGCGACGGCGACAGCGACGGCGACCCGGCCGGCACGACACAGGCGUUUGUGGCGUCCGUGCUGCCGGGGCUGAUCGAUGCGUGGGCCGAGGCGGCCGCAAACCCGCUGCCCGCCGCGCAGAACGGGCUGGUGACGGCGGGCUACGUCUACACGGCCAUCGCGCUGUCGAGGCUGCGCAGGUGGACGCACCCGGCCAUCCAGGCACUGCUGAAGCCCGCGGAGAUCGUCUCCCAGUCGCUGGCCGCGGCGCCCAAGGCCUCGUUCCUGCUCAGCCACAGGGUCUACACGAAGCUGCACCUGCCCGAGGACCUGCGCUGGACCAUCCGCGCGCUCGCCGCCACCGCGCCGCACAUCGUGGACGACGAGUGCCACGCCGAGCAGUGGGCGCUGGCCUUCCUCUACACGCUGAGCGCGGCCGCCGUGCCGCCGCCCAUCAAGCAGGAGGCCCUGUCCGCACUCGCCGCCGCGCACCGGGCAUCCCCGCACACCAUCGGGCGCACCAUGCUCAACGGCGUCUGGCAGUGGCUGCGCCACCUCGAGGAGGCCAAGUCCGACUCGCCCUCCGCAGCCGCCAGGACCGCCGGCUCGCACCUGCACACGGCCAUCAGCGCCAUCGUGUGCCCGCCGUCCGAGACGGUCCCCGAGGAGACGGUCAAGAACCAGCUCGUCAACCUGGCCGUCGUCGCGCACCACGCGCUCAUGCCCGCCGUCGACUGGAUCCGCCUGUGCCAGCGCGCGCAGCUCGACCCCGGCCAGCUGGCCGUCGAGAAGGCCGCGCAGCUGGUGGGCGAGAUACGCAUGUACACGGGCCUCUCUGGGCGCAGCUCGCACAUCCGCGACGCGGCGCUGAGGGCCUCGGCGACGCUGGCCUUCGUGGCCCCCGAGGCGAUAACACCGCUGGUUGUCAAGCUCAUCACGGACGACCUGAACCCCGCACAGCUGCGCGGCGUCGGCGAGCUCGAGGCCGCAAUCUGGAAACACGCAGGGGAGGCGCCGUACGUUGACGUUCUGGGGCGCGCGGGGCCCGCCGCGGUGACGAAGGGGAAGGACACGGACACGCUCAAGUGGGAAGCGGAGCUGCGGGCGCAGCUGGCGCAGAAGAAGGGUAGCGAGCGGAAGCUGACGGCGGACGAGAAGGCGCGCGUCGCGGAGCAGCUGGAGAAGGAGCGGGGCGUGCGGAAGAGGGUUGAGGAGGUGAAUCUGAGGCUGACGCGGGGCAUCGGCGUGAUUAAGGCGCUGGCGGAGGGCCCGCCGACGGCGGUCGAGAUGUGGAUGGGGCAGAGUGUGCGUGCGCUGCUGAAGGCGCUGGAGGCCGGGGCGGGGCUGGUGGUCGGUGAUGCGGGCGUGAAGGCGUUCUUGGCGUGUGCGGAGCAUGUGGCGGCGAGGUUGGGCGUGUUGCGGAUGUUUAUUGGGAUUGAUACGCUGCGGGCGCUGGGGAUUCGGGAGUUGGCGCCGGAGAUGCAGGAGGAGCCGUUGGGGGCACUCACUACACGUAUUUUGUACCGGCUACGAUUCAUGGCGGAGCAGAGGCCAUUUGAUACGACUUCACUGGUAUAUCUUUUACCUUUUGUGGGCUUAAUUCUAGAGAAGGGCGGCGUAGGAGUCAGCUCCGCCGAAGACACGGACGAGCAAGUGGUCCUGGCCAUCGAGUUUCUCUCCUUCCACACCGAGACCUGCUCCGACCCCCUCCUCCCCCGCUCCGACACCCUCACCCUCCUCAUCACCUCCAUGCAAAAAUACCCCGCCCACCACACCCUCAUCAAAGACGUCCUGCUCGACCUAACGCGCUGCAUCGCGCCCACCAUCACCCCCCUCGAGACACAAACCCUCCUCUCCGGCACCAUCACCCCGCAGACCAACGUACGCACGGCAACCCUGCAGGCCAUCGAGUCCGACAUCGACCUCACCGACCUCGACUUCUCGCAGGAGCUCUGGCUGGCCGUCCACGACGACUCCGCCGAGAACGCCGACCUGGCCAAAGCGAUCUGGGACGAGAACGUGCUCGAGGUCUACGACGGCGCCGCGCAGAAGAUGCUCCCGUUCCUCGAGAGCCCCGAGCGCCAGCUGCGCGCUGCCGCCGCCCGCGCGCUGAGGGAGUGUGUAAGGCUGUACCCGGCGUGCUUCGGCGAGACGCUGGAGCAGCUCAAGGCGCUGUACCUGCUGAAGGCGACGCCGAUCCUGCCCAGCUACGACGAGUUCGGGAUGCUCAAGAAGACGGACAACCGCGACCCGUGGGAGAGCCGGAGCGGUAUUGCACUGGCGUUGAAGGAGCUCGCGGCGGUAUUUGACGAUAGCGCGCUGGUCGGGUUCUCGACGUGGCUUAUUUCCGAGGGCCCGCUGGGCGACCGGCACGCGGGCGUGCGCGACGAGAUGGUUGAUGCGGCGACGGCGAUUGUCGCUGCGCGCGGCGCGGCGCGCCACGUCGAGGAGCUCAUGGGCGUGUUUGAGCGCAGCCUCGGCGCGCCGGACGACGGCUCGGAGCUGCGCGACCGGAUCAACGAGGCGGUGAUCAUCCUCUACGGGGCGCUUGGGCGGCACUUGGGGAGUGGUGAUGCGCGGAUUCCCGGUGUUGUGGACCGGCUGCUGGCGACGCUGGGGACGCCGUCGGAGACGGUGCAGUAUGCCGUUGCCGAGUGUCUACCGCCGCUGAUCAGGGCGUCGCGCGAUAUGACGUCGGGCUAUGUGCAGCGCCUGCUGGACCAGCUGUUUGCGGCGCGGGGGUAUGCGGCGCGGCGCGGGGCGGCGUAUGGGCUUGCGGGCGUCAUCAAGGGGCGCGGCAUAUCGGCGCUGAAGGACUUUCGCAUCAUGAGCACGCUCAAGAGCGCGGUGGAGAACAAGAAGGACGCCAAUAUGCGGCAGGGCGCGCUCUUUGCGUUUGAGCUGCUGUCGUUGAUCUUGGGACGGCUGUUUGAGCCGUACGUCAUCCAGCUGCUGCCGCUGCUGCUCCAGGGCUUUGGCGACAGCGUGAUCGAUGUGCGCGAGGCCUGCUCGGACGCCACGAAGGUGUGUUUCUCGAGCCUGAGCUCGUACGGGGUUAAGGUGAUCCUGCCGGACCUGCUGGACGGGCUGGACGAGAGCGCGUGGCGGAGCAAGAAGGGCGCGUGUGAGACGCUGGGGGCGAUGGCGUAUCUGGCGCCGCACCAGCUGGCCAUUAGUCUGCCGGACAUCAUCCCACCGCUGACGACGGUGCUGAAUGAUUCGCACAAGGAGGUAAGGCUGGCGGCGAACCGCUCGCUGAAGAAGUUUGGGGAGGUCAUCAGUAAUCCGGAGGUGAAGGACGUGGUGGAGGUGCUGCUGAGGGCGCUGAGUGAUCCGACAAAGUAUACGGAGGAGGCGCUGGACGUGUUGAUGAAGGUGUCGUUUGUGCAUUAUUUGGAUGCGCCGUCGCUGGCUUUGAUUGCCCGCAUUCUCGAGCGCGGCCUCGGCGACCGCUCCGCAACCAAGCGAAAGGCCUCCCAGAUCAUUGGCUCCCUCGCGCACCUGACAGACCGCAAAGACAUCAUGGUGCACAUCCCGAUCCUCGUGUCCGGUCUCAAGCUCGCCAUCGUGGACCCGGUGCCCGCCACGCGCGCAACCGCAUCCAAGGCACUCGGCUCGCUCGUCGAGAAGCUCGGCGAGGAGUCGCUGCCCGACAUCAUCCCGGGGCUCAUGGCCACGCUCAAGUCCGACACGGGCGCCGGCGACCGCCUGGGAUCCGCGCAGGCCCUCUCGGAGGUGCUGUCUGGGCUGGGAACACAGAGGCUGGAGGAGACGCUGCCGACGAUCCUGCAGAACGCCAACAGCGCGAAGCCGGCCGUCAGGGAGGGCUUCAUGUCGCUGUUUAUCUUCUUGCCGGCGUGCUUUGGCAACUCGUUCAGUGCGUACCUGAACAAGAUCAUCCCGCCCAUCCUGUCGGGGCUGGCGGACGACGUCGAGAGUAUCCGCGAGACGUCGCUGAGGGCGGGUAGACUGUUGGUUAAGAAUUUCUCGACGCGUGCGAUCGACCUGCUGCUGCCGGAGCUGGAGAGAGGGCUGGCGGAUAACAACCAUAGGAUCCGGCUGUCGUCCGUGGAGCUUGUGGGCGACCUGCUGUUCAACCUCACGGGCAUCAGCGGGAAGGCCGAGCAGGACGACUACGACGACCUGGAGGCGACGGGCGAGGUUGGAAACUCGCUGCUGGAGGUGCUGGGCCAGGAGAGACGAGACAAGGUGCUGUCCGCGCUGUACAUCUGCCGCUGCGACACGUCCGGGCAGGUGCGGCUUGCGGCCGUCGGCGUGUGGAAGGCGCUCGUGGCCAGCCCGCGCACGCUCAAGGAGCUGGUGCCGACGCUCACAGGGCUUAUCAUCCGCCGCCUGGCCAGCUCCAACCCGGAGCAGAAGCUGAUUGCCGGCCAGGCGCUCGGCGAGCUGAUCAGGAAGGCGGGCGACGGCGUGCUGGCCACGCUGCUGCCGACGCUCGAGGAGGGGCUGCGCACGGCGACAGACACGGACGCCAAGCAGGGCAUCUGCAUUGCGCUCAAGGAGGUGGUCAUGUCGACGUCGCCCGAGGCGCUCGAGGACUAUGAGGCGACACUGGUUUCUGUGGUGCGGACGGCGCUUGUGGACGGCGACACCGACGUGCGCGAGGCGGCCGCGGAGGCGUUUGAUGCGCUGCAGAAGGACAUUGGCAAGCGCGCGGUGGACCAGGUGCUGCCGUAUCUGCUGAACCUGCUGCGGUCCGACGAGGAGGCGGAGCAUGCGCUGGCCGCGCUGCUGACGCUGCUGACGGAGCAGACGAGAUCGAACAUCAUCCUGCCCGCGCUGAUCCCGACGCUGAUUGCGCCGCCGAUCACGCACUUCAAUGCCCGCGCGCUGGCAUCGCUCGCGCAGGUCUCGGGCAACGCGCUCAACAGGCGUCUGCCGGCCAUCAUGAACUCGCUCAUUGACGGCAUUGUGUCGUGCAAGGACGCGGAGCUGCAGACGGAGCUCAAGGCAGCCUUCGACACCGUGAUCCUGUCCGCCGACGAGUACGACGGGCUCAACACGGUGAUGAGCGAGAUGCUCAAGCUCGUCAAGCACGAGGACCACCACAAGCGCGCGGCCGCCCACGCGCACCUCGCACAGUUCUUCGCCGCCACGGACGUCGACUACUCGCGCUACACGCAGGACUGCAUCCGCGUGCUGCUCAUCUCGUUCGACGACAGCGACCGCGCCGUCGUGCAGAACGCCUGGACGGCGCUCAACGAGCUGACGCGCAAGCUCAAGAAGGAGGAGAUGGAGACGCUCGUCCUCUCCACCCGCCAGGUGCUGCAGCAGGUCGGCGUCCCCGGCCACGACCUCCCCGGCUUCGCGCUGCCAAAGGGCAUCAACGCCAUCCUGCCCAUCUUCCUGCAAGGGCUCAUGUACGGCUCGCCCGAGCAGCGCACGCAGUCCGCGCUCGCAAUCUCGGACAUCAUCGACCGGGCCAGCGGCGAGUCACUGCGGCCGUUCGUAACGCAGAUCACGGGCCCGCUGAUCCGUGUGGUGUCGGAGCGCAGCGUGGAGGUCAAGGCGGCCAUCCUGCUGACGCUGAAUGCGCUGCUGGUGAAGAUCCCGGCGUACCUGAAGCCGUUCCUGCCGCAGCUGCAGCGCACGUUUGCGAAGAGCCUUGCGGACACGGGGAGCGACGUGCUGCGGACGCGGGCGGCGAAGGCGCUCGGCACGCUGAUUACGCUGACGCCCAGGAUUGACCCGUUGAUCUCGGAGCUGGUGGCGGGGGCGAGGACGGCGGAUAGGGGGGUGCGGGAUGCGAUGCUGAAGGCGCUGUUUGAGGUUGUGGGAAAGGCGGGCGGGAAUAUGGGCGAGGCGUCGAGGGCGGCGAUUUUGGCGCUGGUCGAGGAGGAGGGGGAUGAGGAUGAUGACCAAAUGGCGAUUGCCGGGGCGAGGCUGCUCGGCGUGUUGGUGAGGCAUCUGGGGGCGGAGGAUGCGGCGAGAGUGAUCAGGAGCCGUGCUUUGAACCCAUCAUUCACCAAAGCGUCCGUACUGGGCCUCAACGCCGUCCUCCUCGAGUCGCCCGAAACGCUGCUCGAGGGCUCCUUCCCCGACGACACGCCCGCGCUCAUCAGCCAGGGAAUUUCACACCGCACGCCAUUCGUAUCCGACAACUGUGUCCUCGCAGCCGGAAAGUACCUCCUCUCACCCCACACAUCCAAGAGCUACGAGACCGUCAAGACCCUCCUCGAAGCACUCACCCAAGCCAUCAAAGCGCCCACCAGCGGGUCCAUCGACAGCAAGCGCCUCGCGCUCGUAGUACUACGCACCGUUAGCCGUACCCACUUCGACUUGGUACGCCCGCACCUCCCCCUCCUCGCACCCACCAUCUUCGGCUGCGUCCGCGACAUGAUCAUCCCCGUGAAGCUAUCCGCCGAGCAGGCGUUCAUCGCGCUGUUCCAGGUGGUCGCGCAGGGCGACACCGUCUUCGACAAGUACAUUGCGGGCGUCGAGGGCCCGCUGAAGCGCAGCAUGGGCGACUAUUUCAAGCGUGUUGCGGUGAAACUGGCCGCGGCCGAGAAGGAGCGGAAUGAGGCGGGCGGCGCGGGGCUGGGGCUGAAUAGCGAUGAGGAGGAGGAUGAGAGGGAGAUUAUGUGUGUGGGGAAGGUGGAGGUUGGGGGUGUGUGGGAGGGGGAGUAG